This is a messenger RNA of Erpetoichthys calabaricus (reedfish), 1823 nucleotides long. RefSeq names its product transmembrane protein 231 (gene tmem231). The record is from RefSeq and is a predicted model, not a curated record. NCBI's taxonomy places the organism in Eukaryota, Metazoa, Chordata, Cladistia, Polypteriformes, Polypteridae. Bases 308 to 1237 code for a protein of 309 amino acids. Gene Ontology annotation, cellular component: ciliary transition zone; ciliary membrane. Gene Ontology annotation, biological process: cilium assembly; regulation of protein localization. The transcript is spliced from 8 exons.
CUCCGCACACACCAUUGGCUCAAAUCUGUUGCCAUGGAAGGCGGGGACUAUGGAAACCUGGAGACGCCAAACUACAGGAAGUGGCGGUAAUAAGCGCGCGACCUCAACGAAAUUUGGUCCUGCAUUGUUUGUUCCGUAGGAGAGACUGGGCCCUCUGCUCCGUUUUUUCUGCUAGACGCCGGCGAUACACAAAUGAAAGAAACGUCUCUUUUAAAGUGACAAUACAUCCCAGUUUUGAAGACCCGCUCAGAAAUGCCUGCAUUGACGGAAUAGUUCUCGUAGCCUGUUAGUUCACGUAUAGGAAUAAAUGGCCAUAUAUGAAGUUUACUCGCACCCAGCUUUGUUACGUUACAAAACCAGUAUCUGCACAAAGGCGACGCUGUUCUUGCUGAUUGUCUUGGGACUCACUUAUAUCCCUCCUCUGCUGGUUACUUAUAAAAGUCAAGGAUUCUGGAUUAAACUGAGUACAUAUGAAGAGCAACCAGUUGUCAAAUUUCAGUACCAGAUUUUAAUGAUCGCAACAACCAGUAUCAAUGGAGACUAUGUUGCUUGGAGUACAUUUCAAAAUCUUAACAAUCUACUGGGUGAUAGCCUCAGAAUACCUUCAGUGUCUGUAAUGGAGGUAGAUAAAAACCAGGAUGGAAAGUAUGAUGAAAUGACAUUUAAAUUGCAGCUUCCUUUGCAGUCCACAGAGCAAGUUUACAGUGUAAAUCUUAUUCUUGGAUUUUCAUACAGCCUUUUUAGAAUGUCCACCUUUGUAAUGCAGAGCAUGGCAUACAUCCAGCACUCCUCUCCCCUCCCUGGAUCUUUACUGUAUGUAAAUGGGGACUUGAAACUACAGCAGCGACAGCCGUUAAACCAUAGAGGCCUGGAUACCAGAUAUAAUGUUUCAGUAAUUAAUGGAAGCAGUCCAUUUGCAAGUGCUUAUGACCUUACCAACAUUAUUGGAAACUACCAGGAAAGAAAUGUGUCUACAGUGCUUUCGUGGCCAAGUCCUUUGUGGAUGACUGGUCGUGCUGCUAAUUCUCCAUUUGUAAUAAGUGCUGUCAUUAGAUAUCCGGUUGAAAUCAUUACAUAUCAGCCUGGUUUCUGGGAAAUGAUCAAGUUUGCUUGGAUUCAGUAUGUCAGUGUAUUACUUAUAUUCCUUUGGGUGUUUGAGAGAAUCAAGAUCUUUGUGUUCCAAAAUCAGGUCUUACCUACAGUAGCAGUCUCUGUUGUCAAACAGCAUCAGUCCUGACCUCGAAGAGUACCUGCAGCAUUGGAUGCUAAAAGCCAUCAAGAUUUUUGCUGUUUUAAUUCCUUAUUUUCUUGAUCAGAUGACCUAAAGACGCACGGUUUUGUCUAAAGUGUGGAAAGUACACCCUGCUAUAUCACUUCUAAAAGCCAUUUAUUUAAACAAAUGUAGGUACUCCAUGAAUUAUUAUAUUGCUAAUUAUGUGCAAUCAAGGCAAUAACAGAAUUUAUUUUUAUACAUGCAAAACAAAAGUGGUACCAUAAUUGUUUGUUAUUCACAAUGCCAUGUACAGAGAGCAGUACAUGUCAAAUUACCCUAAUGCUUCAGAAAUAUUAAAGACAAGCAGAAGUGCUGUUUACUUUUAAGCAAACAAUUUGUAUGGGUUUGUCAAAGCAUAGAAUGUUUAGUUUAUCACAUUUGUUUUAUGACAAAAUGUUACAGUGUAACACACACCAGAUGAUUGAUUAACUUUAUAAAGUGGUAUUACUGAACCAGUAGCUCAAAUCAAUCAAUUUUACAAACAGAAGUCUUAUAGUAUAUUUUGCUUGAUCUUGUACUUUUGAUAAUAAAAUGUCAUUAUUCCUCUUUG